Messenger RNA from Pelobates fuscus (common spadefoot toad), 3819 nucleotides. It is a transcript of the gene CRAMP1, whose product is annotated as cramped chromatin regulator homolog 1. Gene Ontology annotation, molecular function: chromatin binding. The transcript has 21 exons. Gene Ontology annotation, cellular component: nucleus. The record is from RefSeq and is a predicted model, not a curated record. Lineage: Eukaryota; Metazoa; Chordata; Amphibia; Anura; Pelobatidae. Gene Ontology annotation, biological process: pattern specification process. Bases 228 to 3794 code for a protein of 1188 amino acids.
GUUGUUGUCAGAUGGGGACACGGUGUAACAGGGGAAGGUGUCUGCCGGUUGGAUAACGAGCACUUACCGGACACCGAGCUGUGUGACCGCUCCCCUUACCCCCCAGGGGUCUCUGGGUAAACCUCACUGGACCUCCAGGCCCUGUGUGAGCUGGGAUAGGCCUCAGGGCCUGGAUCACACAGCCUGCAGGCCGAGCCAGGAGAACCAGCAACACUACAUGUGCCAGCAUGACAGUGAAACUGAAGACUGGAGAGGAGAGGUUGAAAAAAUCCAAUAAGAGAGCACUGGGACCUGAGGAAUUGGAAGAGACGGCAGAAGUGGAAGAUCCAGGUGUAAAAGGGGCCGGUGAACCCCUUCCUGAGACCACGGAUAAAGAUCCCCAAGAGGCACUGACCCCAAGCCAGCCACCCGCAACUCCGCAGGACCAGCAUCAUUUUCUGAGAUCCAGCGUCCGGCCACACAGCAAAAGGAUAAAGAAGGAUCACUUUGGCAAUGCAGCGAGUACCAGUUCUAAAAGCAAAGCACCAGACAAUGCAACUCCCUCUUCAACUAGCUGCUCCACUGUGGCCCCCAGUGCUCCCAAGGCAUCAGGUCGAAACAUAGCUCCCCCACCUGCUGAGAAAGAAGAUGGAAGUCAGAAAAAAGUGCGGCGGCAGUGGGAGUCAUGGAGUACUGAAGAUAAAAACAUGUUCUUUGACGCACUGUUUGAACACGGGAAGGACUUUGAAGCUAUUCGAAAUAAUAUCGCCCUGAAAUACAAGAAGAAAGCCAAGCCUGCAAGCAUGGUGAAAAACAAGGAGCAGAUUCGGCAUUUUUACUACCGGACGUGGCACAAGAUAUCGAAGUACAUAGACUUCAACAAUGUAUUUUCUUGUGGUCUGAAAAAGUCUUCACAGGAACUUUAUGGGCUGAUCUGUUAUGGGGAGCUCCGGAAGAAGAUUGGUGGCUGUAUGGAUAAUAAGAAUGCCGCCAAACUGAAUGAACUCAUACAGCUGGGAAUAACCACGGUUCGGUACAAAGGCAGGAACUUGCGGAUCAAAACACCCAUGUGUCGCGCGUUGAAGAAGCUGUGUGACCCGGAAGGAAAGACAGGUGUGAGCGAUGAAGAAGAUCAAAAGCCAGUAAGACUUCCCCUUAAAGUGCCUAUAGAACUUCAGCCUCGGAACAAUGAAGCUUGGGCUAGAGUGCAGAGCUUGGCUCAGAAUCCCCGACUAAGGAUGAUUGUCGAAUUGCACCGGAAGGUUUCAAGCCUCAUCGAGUUUCUCAAACAGAAGUGGGUGCUGCACGAGACCCGUGUUAGGAAAACGGUUGAGGAUCAGCAGCAGCCUGAGCCGAAGCCACAAGAACCCGAGGAGGAGUUGUCCCUUUUCCCGUUAGAGUCAGUCAUGCUGACUCCUUUGCCUGGCGUAGCCAGGGUAGUUCACUCCAAGGCCUUCUGUACCGUCCAUUGGCAAGAGACUGGCAAGUGCAAGCAAAGUUCUAAAGAUAUGUAUCUCCUUCCUCCUGCUCAAAUUCUUGGCAUCCAAACUGGGCAAGGCACAGCUAGGGUACAGCUGAAGUGUCCCCGAGGUGGCGCAGAAAGUAAGCAGGGGAACAAGGUAGAUGGCGUUACUGAUGUCUCUCAAGAAAGGACUCAAACAGUGGAAAAUGGCUCCCUGGAUAAUGUGCCAUCUGAAGUGGUUACACAUUGUCCAAGGACUCCAGAUGAAGUUCCUCCUGAGCUUGUGGACUCCCCAACAGAGGCAGCUCUUGAUGUGGCUGGAAGCCAGCCUCCUGCCAUAGAGGAGCUCUCACUAAUGGAUCCAGUCCCUCCUUACCUAAAGUCCUGCCAGAAUCUUAUUAUUCCAGAGGAAAGUAUUUGCACAGACAAAGUAUCUGCAAGCUCCCCUAAAUCUCCAGAGACACUUCCUACAGCUUCAGAAGAAGUAAAUGUAGGCCAAGAGUCAAAAGAAAGCCAGGCAGGAAAUAUCCAACCAGAUCCUUGCACUACAGAAACUUCAGGAAUGGACACUCAGGAGAAGGAUUGUGGUUCGUCUAAAACUCCCAGAAUGGACUCUAAACAGUUCACUGAGCACUUGCUCCAGGAAGGCUGGAACAAUCGGACAUCGGGAAAUCUGACAUUGGCCGAGGUCUACCUCAUGCUUGGGAAACCAGGAAAAUUGCAACUGGAAUACGAAUGGCUUUUGCCUUCAAGUCCAGAUGGUCAGAGGUCUCCUCUGCACCAUAAGCAGAGACUUCUAAACUGCCUUUUACGCCUCAUCUCUACCGAGUUGAACCCCAAAACUGGUCCUGAAACUGCCUCCGUGGCCACUUCCCCUCUUAAACUGCCCUCUCAGGAGCAAGCGGUGGCACCAAGACGGAAAGUUGUGACUUUACUGUCCAGGAACCCUGAUAUCCUGAGGACGCAGUCUGUACCACAGAUCCACGCUACGUUCACUCAACAAUCCAGUACCUCAGGUUUCACAAAUCUGCCCCGUCCUCUGUUGAUUAGAGGACCUUUGGCGGCGGUGCCAACUAGCAGUGACGUCGGAGUAUUUGCAGUUCCUACAAUGUUGCCCCCCAACAGCCGCCAUACUAAACCUCCUUCCCCUGGUAAAGAAUCGGAAAUCCCAAACCACCAACAGCUGGAUGCUAUCAAUUCUGAUUUCUUCUUGCCGAAGGCCAAGAAGCCCAGAAGUAGACACCCACGGAAGCCCUUGGUUGUCCAGCGGACUCUGCUCCAGCGACCGUCUGUUAACUCCUCCCCCCACGUGUGCUCUUUCUCCAUCUUGACAAACUCUGCUGUGGCAGGCAGGGGCUCCUUUAGACCUAUCCAUUCCUCCAACAGCAAGACACAUCCAAUUGUUCCUAAGCCUCCCCCAAUCGCCAAUUCUCUAGCCAGUGCCAUUGAUCUCGCUGCUAAGAGUGCGGGUAUUAUCCCAGGAAAUGUGCUUCCAGUACUAGACACAGGGGGCUUGACUGGCAUUGGCAUAUCUGGCACAGCUCAGGAAUCUCUAACUAACCGUGUCAGUGGAAGUGCAAUGCAAGCAGUGACUGUUUGUGCUGAGAACACUAUCCCUUUCAUCGCCCUCUCGUCACCAUCUGUGCAGGAUCCAAACCAGCCAUUCCAGACCUCCUCCGUCCUAUCCUUGGCUCCACUGUCCCAGAAUCCUGUGCAGAAUGGUCCAGACGAUACGUCCAGCUGCAAGCCAUCCAGUGGCAGUGCCUGCAUUUCUCCACCCAAUGUUUCCACAUUGCUGGACAUCUCAUUGCCUGGCCCUCCAGAUGACGUGCUAUCACAAGGAGAACCUGUCACGCACAUCAGCGAUUCAAUUAUUGAAAUAGCCAUUAGCUCAGGGCAGUUUGGGGAAGCUGUCCCGUUGUCACCAGCCAAGCUGAACGACAGCUCCAAGAGUCUUCCUUCCCCCUCCCUGAGUCCUCAGCAGAACUGGAUCGCAUCUCCUAGCCAUGACCCUCAGUGGUACCCCAAUGAUUCCACGGAUUCCUCCCUCAGCAGCCUGUUCUCUAGCUUUAUUUCACCUGAGAAGGGUCGGAAGACCUUGCCAGCGGCCCACGGUGCAACCAGUGGCACAUCCUUACUGGGACCCACCUUGCUGGAUGGCAGCUCCCGGGAUUCAUUUGUAUCUCGCUCACUGUCGGAUGUCACUGAGGUAGUUGAUUCUCAGCUGGCUUGCUUGAUGAACGAGAAUAGCAUUGACUACAUCUCUCGCUUUAAUGACUUGGCACAGGAGCUUUCUGGCACAGAUUCCUCACGCAAAGAAUCCAUUGAAGUGGACACUCCAUCUGUGACCUGACCGAGGGAGAAUUCAUGUUUUAUAC